AGACAAUACGACAGGGAAUGUGUGAGGCUGGCUGUAAGGACAAAUGCAGAUUUUGCUGUCUGCCUUGCCUCACUAAGGCUCUCGUCUAUCCUGGUCAUUCGUUCCAGGGGAAGAAUGACACCAGCUUUUCUGAGCUAAUCGUCCCUCUUUGAGCAGCCCAGUUUUCAGGGGGGUGGGGAGAGAGAAAGAGGGAGAGAGAGAGAGAGAGAGAGAGAGAGAGAGAGAGAGAGAGAGAGAAGCUCCGUGAUCUUCAUGCAAACUACCAGCCUGCCUGCUGCCAGCACUUGCUACUCCUGCCAGGGAUGACAUUCAGGAUACGGCGCUGGUUCCACAUUAUGUAAGGCAGUCUAGGUCAAGUGUAGGAGAGAGUCUACUGGCCUGAACAAGCUAGUGGGCUUCCUGCUUCAGCUUAAUGCUUCAUGGGGGCAUGGAAGUUGGAUUAUGACCUUUUGCUGCAUCUACUUGGCUGCCUCAUGUGUGAGAGAUAAAGGAUUCGGAGCCCACAAAUGUUCCAAUGUAUGAAGUACUUCCUUAUGCAGGAGAAUAAAUGGUAAUUAAAAUGAGCAGGAUGAAAAGAUGGAGCAGCCAGUGCUUGUACCACCAGGACCUGACAGCUUCCACUACUUCACUAGAGAGUCUCUUGCAGCUAUUGAGCAACGCAUUGCUGCAGAGAAGGCUAAGCAGUCCAAACAAGACCGUAAAGACGACGACGAAAAUGGCCCAAAGCCCAGUAGUGACUUGGAGGCUGGAAAAUCACUGCCAUUUAUUUAUGGAGACAUACCUCCUGGCAUGGUGGCUACUCCCUUGGAAGACCUGGACCCAUUUUAUCUUAACCAAAAAACUUUUAUAGUAUUGAAUAGAGGAAAGGCAAUUUUCCGAUUCAGUGCCACUCCUGCCCUAUACAUUUUAACUCCUUUCAACCCUAUUAGAAAAAUAUCUAUUAAGAUUUUGGUACAUUCAUUAUUCAGCAUGCUCAUUAUGUGCACUAUUUUGACCAACUGCGUAUUUAUGACUCUAAGUAACCCUCCUGAUUGGACAAAGAAUGUAGAGUAUACAUUCACAGGAAUAUAUACAUUUGAAUCACUUAUAAAAAUACUUGCAAGAGGAUUUUGUAUAGAUGGUUUCACCUUUCUUCGGGAUCCCUGGAACUGGCUGGAUUUCACUGUCAUUACAUUUGCAUAUGUGACAGAGUUUGUGGACCUGGGCAAUGUCUCAGCGUUGAGAACAUUCAGGGUUCUCCGGGCAUUGAAAACAAUAUCAGUCAUCCCAGGCCUGAAGACAAUUGUGGGAGCCCUCAUUCAGUCUGUGAAGAAGCUGUCAGAUGUAAUGAUUCUGACUGUAUUUUGUCUGAGUGUAUUUGCUCUAAUAGGGCUCCAGCUGUUCAUGGGCAACUUGAGGCAUAAAUGCUUGUAUUGGAAUCCGGCCAAUGCUACAAAUUCAAGUGAUCCUUACCUUAAUAGCACAUUAGAAGAAAAUCUAGGAGAAAAUGGUACAUUUAAUAGCACGCCGUUUGACUGGAAUGCAUACAUACAAGAAGAAAGUCAUUUUUACUUUCUGGAAGGACAAAAUGAUGCAUUGCUUUGUGGCAACAGUUCUGAUGCAGGUCAAUGUCCGGAAGGAUACGUGUGUAUAAAAGCUGGUAGAAACCCAAACUAUGGCUAUACAAGCUUUGAUACGUUUAGCUGGGCCUUCCUGUCUCUCUUUCGACUGAUGACUCAGGACUUCUGGGAAAACCUUUAUCAGCUGACAUUGCGAGCCGCCGGCAAAACGUACAUGAUCUUUUUUGUCCUGGUGAUAUUCCUGGGCUCUUUCUACCUGAUCAACUUGAUCUUGGCUGUUGUUGCCAUGGCCUAUGAUGAGCAGAACCAAGCCACCAUGGAAGAAGCAGAGCAGAAGGAGGCCGAGUUCCAGCAGAUGCUGGAACAGCUGAAAAAGCAACAAGAAGCAGCUCAGGCAGCGGCGACAGCAGCAGCGACGGCAUCGGCUGAGUCGAAGGAUCCCAGCGCAGGUGGCGGCGUAGGGGGGCUUUCUGAAAGUUCUUCUGAAGCGUCCAAGUUGAGUUCAAAGAGCGCCAAAGAGAGGAGAAACAGAAGGAAGAAAAGAAAACAAAGGGAACAAUCUGGAGGAGAAGAAAAGGACGAAGAUGAGUUUCAUAGAUCUGAAUCAGAAGAUAGCAUCAGGAGAAAAGGUUGCCGGUUCUCUAUAGAAGGGAACAGGCUAACACUAGAACGGAAACACUCUUCUCCCCACCAGUCUUUGCUGAGCAUGCGUGGCUCCCUGUUUUCCCCAAGGCGCAACAGCAGAACGAGCCUUUUCAGCUUCAGAGGUAGAGCAAAGGAUAUAGGAUCAGAGAAUGACUUUGCUGAUGAUGAACACAGCACAUUUGAAGAUAAUGAUAGCAGAAGAGAUUCCCUUUUUGUGCCGCGCAGACAUGGUGAACGGCGCAACAGUAACAUUAGUCAGGCCAGUAGGUCAUCCAGGAUGCUGGCAGUGUUUCCAGUGAAUGGGAAGAUGCACAGCACUGUGGAUUGCAAUGGGGUGGUUUCCUUGGUUGGUGGACCAUCUGUUCCUACAUCGCCUGUUGGACAGCUUCUGCCAGAGGUGAUAAUAGAUAAACCAGCUACUGAUGACAAUGCCACAACCACAGAGACGGAAAUGAAAAAAAGAAGAUCAAGUUCUUUUCACGUUUCUAUGGAUUUUUUGGAAGACCCUACUCUAAGAGAGAGAGCAAUGAGUAUAGCUAGCAUAAUCACAAACACCAUGGAAGAACUUGAAGAGUCACGGCAGAAGUGCCCGCCGUGCUGGUACAAGUUUGCAAACAUUUUCUUGAUCUGGGACUGCUGUCCAUGUUGGCUGAAAGUAAAGCAUUUUGUUAACAUCGUGGUGAUGGAUCCGUUUGUUGAUCUUGCUAUUACAAUUUGCAUUGUUUUAAAUACCCUUUUCAUGGCAAUGGAACAUUACCCAAUGACAGAUGAAUUCAGUAAUGUGCUUUCUGUUGGGAACCUGGUUUUCACUGGAAUUUUCACAGGAGAAAUGUUUCUGAAACUAGUAGCCAUGGAUCCCUAUUAUUACUUCCAAGAAGGCUGGAACAUUUUUGAUGGCUUUAUUGUCACCCUUAGUUUAGUUGAGCUUGGCCUGGCAGACGUGGAAGGACUGUCAGUUCUUCGGUCUUUCAGAUUGCUCCGGGUUUUCAAAUUGGCAAAAUCCUGGCCGACGCUAAAUAUGCUGAUCAAAAUUAUCGGCAACUCUGUGGGAGCUUUGGGAAAUCUGACCUUGGUCCUGGCCAUCAUUGUCUUCAUUUUUGCCGUGGUGGGCAUGCAGCUGUUCGGCAAAAGCUACAAGGAAUGUGUGUGCAAGAUUGCAAAGGACUGUGAGCUUCCGCGCUGGCACAUGAACGACUUUUUCCACUCUUUCUUGAUCGUGUUCCGAGUCCUUUGCGGAGAAUGGAUAGAAACCAUGUGGGACUGUAUGGAAGUUGCAGGUCAAGCCAUGUGCCUUACAGUAUUCAUGAUGGUUAUGGUGAUUGGAAAUUUAGUGGUACUGAAUCUAUUUUUGGCAUUGCUGCUGAGCUCAUUUAGUGCAGACAACCUUGCUGCCACAGAUGAUGACAACGAAAUGAACAAUCUCCAGAUUGCUGUGGCAAGAAUAGAUAGAGGAGUAGACUACAUGAAAAGAAAAAUCCGAGAAUUCAUCCAAAGGUCCUUCGUUAAAAAGCAAAAAGCUUUGGACGAAAUCAAGCCCCUUGAGGAGCUAAAUAAGAACAGCUGCAUUUCUAACCAUACUAUUGAAAUUGGUAAAGAUCUGGAUUAUCUUAGGGAUGUGAAUGGAACCACAAGCGGCAUAGGGACAGGGAGCAGUGUGGAAAAAUACAUCAUUGAUGAAAGUGAUUACAUGUCAUUCAUAAAUAACCCAAGCCUGACUGUGACUGUGCCAAUAGCUCUUGGAGAAUCCGAUUUUGAAAAUUUAAAUACAGAGGAGUUCAGCAGUGAAUCAGAUUUGGAAGAAAGCAAAGAGAAGCUAAAUUCUUCUAGCUCAUCCGAAGGAAGCACUGUUGAUAUUGGACUUCCUGCCGAAGAACAACCGGAAGUAGAACCCGAGGAAGCAGCUGAACCUGAAGCUUGCUUUACAGAAGGUUGUGUGAGAAGGUUCAAGUGCUGUGAUGUUAGUGUAGAAGACGGGAGAGGAAAACAAUGGUGGAAUCUUAGAAAAACCUGUUUCCGAAUUGUUGAGCACAACUGGUUUGAAACCUUCAUUGUCUUUAUGAUUCUUCUUAGCAGUGGUGCGCUGGCCUUUGAAGACAUAUACAUUGAACAGAGGAAGACUAUAAAGAUCAUUCUAGAAUACGCUGACAAGGUCUUCACCUACAUCUUCAUUCUCGAGAUGCUUCUGAAGUGGGUAGCAUAUGGAUAUCAAACAUACUUCACUAAUGCCUGGUGUUGGCUAGAUUUCCUGAUUGUUGAUGUAUCAUUGGUUAGCUUAACAGCAAAUGCACUGGGUUACUCAGAACUUGGAGCCAUCAAAUCCCUUAGGACACUGAGAGCUCUGAGACCUUUACGGGCCUUGUCAAGAUUUGAAGGGAUGAGGGUGGUUGUGAAUGCCCUUCUAGGAGCGAUUCCAUCCAUCAUGAACGUGCUUCUCGUUUGUCUUAUAUUCUGGCUAAUUUUCAGCAUCAUGGGAGUAAACUUGUUUGCUGGCAAGUUCUACCACUGCAUUAAUACCACAACUGGUGACAUGUUCACAAUCGAAGAAGUUUUCAAUAAGAGUCAGUGUGAGGAGCUCAUACAAAGAAAUGAAUCCGCCAGAUGGAAAAACGUGAAAGUUAACUUUGAUAAUGUGGGAUUUGGGUAUCUUUCUUUACUGCAAGUAGCUACAUUUAAAGGAUGGAUGGACAUUAUGUAUGCAGCGAUUGAUUCAAGAAAUGUACUACAGCAGCCUAAGUAUGAAGACAACCUUUAUAUGUACCUUUACUUUGUUAUCUUCAUAAUCUUUGGGUCAUUCUUCACCCUGAAUCUAUUCAUUGGCGUCAUCAUUGAUAACUUCAAUCAGCAAAAAAAGAAGUUUGGAGGUCAAGAUAUCUUUAUGACAGAAGAACAGAAAAAGUACUACAAUGCAAUGAAAAAGUUGGGGUCUAAAAAGCCUCAAAAGCCUAUUCCUAGACCAGGGAACAAAUAUCAAGGCAUGGUCUUUGAUUUUGUGACAAGACAAGUAUUUGACAUCAGUAUUAUGAUUCUCAUCUGCCUUAAUAUGAUCACCAUGAUGGUCGAAACAGAUGACCAAAGUAAAGAAAUGGAAGAUAUUCUGUACCGGAUUAAUCUGAUUUUCAUAGUCCUUUUCACUGGAGAAUGUGUCUUGAAACUAAUUUCCCUGCGCUAUUAUUAUUUCACCAUUGGAUGGAACAUUUUUGAUUUUGUGGUUGUCAUCCUCUCCAUUGUAGGUAUGUUCCUAGCAGAGAUUAUUGAAAAAUACUUCGUCUCACCCACCUUGUUCCGAGUGAUCCGACUUGCCAGGAUAGGUCGAAUCCUGCGUCUCAUCAAGGGUGCUAAAGGGAUCCGCACUCUGCUUUUUGCCUUGAUGAUGUCUCUCCCUGCCUUGUUCAACAUCGGUCUUCUCCUUUUCCUGGUCAUGUUCAUCUAUGCUAUAUUUGGAAUGUCCAACUUUGCCUACGUUAAGAGAGAAGUGGGCAUUGAUGACAUGUUCAACUUUGAAACUUUUGGCAACAGCAUGAUCUGCCUCUUCAUGAUCACCACCUCUGCUGGCUGGGAUGGCUUGCUAGCUCCCAUUCUCAACAGUGGGCCGCCAGACUGUGACCCUAAAAAAGACCACCCAGGAAGUUCAGUGAAAGGAGACUGUGGCAAUCCUUCUGUUGGGAUCUUCUUCUUUGUCAGCUAUAUCAUCAUAUCAUUUUUAGUUGUAGUAAACAUGUACAUCGCUGUCAUUCUGGAGAACUUUGGUGUGGCGACCGAAGAAAGUGCUGAGCCUUUGAGCGAGGAUGACUUUGAGAUGUUCUAUGAAGUCUGGGAAAAGUUUGACCCAGAUGCAACCCAGUUUAUGGAAUUUGAAAAACUCUCGGAGUUUGCAGCUGCUCUGGAACCUCCUCUUCAUUUACCAAAACCCAACAAGGUUCAGCUUAUUGCGAUGGAUCUACCCAUGGUAAGUGGUGACAGAAUUCACUGCCUUGACAUCUUGUUUGCUUUUACGAAGCGCGUCCUCGGGGAGAGUGGAGAGAUGGAUGCUCUCCGCAUACAGAUGGAGGACCGCUUUAUGCAAUCCAACCCUUCCAAGGCCUCCUACGAGCCCAUCACAACUACAUUGAAACGUAAACAAGAGGAGUUGUCCGCUGUCAUCAUUCAGCGGGCUUACAGGCGUUAUCGCCUAAGACAGACAAUACACCAAGCUUCCUUUGUAUAUAAUAAAAAUAAAUUAGAAGGAGGAGCAGGCCAACGUCUCAAGGAUGAAAUUCUCAUUGACAAGAUCAAUGAAAACUCUUACACAGAAAAAACAGACCUGACCAUGUCCACCGCUCUUUGUCCACCAUCCUACGACCGCGUAACCAAGCCCAUUGAAGAAAAACAUGAAAAAGAAGGUAAAGAUGUACAGAAGAAAAAGUAAAGCGCCAGUUUAAACAAAAACACAAAACUGAUUGGGUGACAAAUUGUUUACAGCCUGUGUGAGUAAUGUAGUUGUGUCAACAGGACUCCUCUAGGCGGUAUAUGCCAAACAGACAGUUUUUACAAAUAUACUGUAUUCUUUAAGGUCAGUGCCUAUAACAAGACAGAAACCCCUCGUCGUCAAAAUGUGACUAUAUAUAAACUAUGGGAAGCAUGACAGGAGGUUCCUGUUUUCAUUACCAGCUGACACUGCUGAAGAGGAGAGGAAAAAAUGGCUAAUCAGACUGUAGGGACCAGUAAAAGGGGUUGGGGGGGGGAACACUAAUUUGUGUGUGUGUUAAAACAUAGAACACUUAGUACAGUCAGUAAGUAUAUCCAUUUCAACUGCCACAUUUGUCAUCUUUUUACGAAAUCUGUGUUGGUGGAUUCCUUUCCUUUCUUCCUUCCUUCCUUUCUUUCUUUUUACUCACACAUUGUGACUAUUUUUGUAAAUGGGGUUUAUGCUGGGGAAAGGGGGUAAGUACUACUUUGUCGGUAUGAGGACCAGGCGUUCUAUUAUAUGACUCUCUUAUAUGCACACCAAAAUGAUUUGCAUGGGGGCAUGCUGCACUUCUUAUAGAUCAUGCAUGGGGGGAAAACAUUACGUCCACCAAGAGCAACGAGUUUUUAACAACUCUUGUUAAAACUGCGAGGGAAUACUCCGUUCUGAGGUGCUUUAACAAACGUGUUUCAUGUUGUGUUACAUUCGGGCAAGUGUUUAAAUGCCUCUAAAGUCCCCUCAAACUCACCAGAGCAAAACAAGACAGAUUAUUUUUGCACCGGCAAUUAAAUCUCAGCUAGAGCUGGAGUCGGGAGUCGCUGUUUUUAUGUCUGUGUCAAUUAUUUUUCCCUGUAUGGUGUAUUCAAGGCAAUGUGCCCUUAAAAAAGAAAAGAAAAAAAGAAACAACUGAACUGACCAAAAACCCCUUUAUGAAUUUGUUCCGCUUCAUCCUGCAGCAUUGUUUAGCCAUCUUCAGCUCUCAGCCAGGUUGCCAACGUACGUGUUCAAUGAAGAGCCCUCUGUUGUGUAAAUAGUAAUUUUACCUGUGGUGCAUGUUUGAGCAAAUGAAUAACGACCUGAGCACAUUUAUUGCAUCAAAUAUGUACCACAAUAGGUUUAGUGUGCAAGCUUUCAACAGGUAAAAACAAUGUAUUCUGUACCAUUAUAGAUAGUUUGGAUCCUAUCAGUGCAUGUUUAUAUUGCCUAUGCUGCUCUUCCUUCAAGUGUCCAGAAUCUUAAAUAUGGGAAGCCAUACGUCAGAGGUAAAGUGGAAAAAAGUGUUCAACAAGACCUCAUCCCCUCAUAUCAUUAAGCAAUAUUUGCAGCUACUUGAGAGGUUCUUUCUUUCUGUUUGACAUUUUUAAAUUUGAAGUGAAAACCAAUCUGAUGUAUAGCCAGACUGUACAGACAUGUUGCAAACUGCUAAACCUGUUGAAAAUAAUGUGGUUAGAAUUUUAUAAGCAAAUAUAAAUAUUGUAAAAAAAAAAUCAUGUUUGUUUUAUUUUUGAGCAUUAUGUACAUAAAAAUGAGAAAUGAAUUUUAUCUUGAGGUUGACGUUGCAGCCUUUUGGGUUACAUUCUGUCCAUAGCACUUUCUCACGGAAGAACUUCAGAAAAUAAGAAACGAAGAAGAGACGGGUAAUUGUAGCUUUCUGCUUUUUAAAAUUGUAUUUGCAAACAUUUUCAAGGUGCAAUAAUUAAAUUAUUUGUGAAGGAAAGAUUCACAGUUCGCUUGCUUCCAGCAAUUCUUUGCACUUGGAAGAGGAUGCAAUGUUUUUAUUUUAAAUCUCUAGCAGUGCCUGCAUCAGAAAAUGUAGCCUUUUUCUUUCACAGAACCAUGUUCUUUUCCUGUUUUUAUUUACGCAGACUGUGUUUGUUCAUUUGACUCAUGCUUUAAUAGAACUGUUACAAAUAUAUCUUGGGUCCACAGUAUUUUUUCACAGAAAAAAAAAUAGCAGAAUUAUAUAACCAAACACAUCAGGACAUUUUAUGUUUCUUACAUGGGAUAUGUUAAAUAUAGAUUAUUUCUUUUAAUAAACAAUCAACUUAUACUGUAUUGGUGAACUGCAUGCAGGAAAUGCUACUAAUAUCCUAAAUAAUGCUAUACAUCAUUACUAAUGUGCAAAAUAAUAAAGAUUAAUUUUUUAUUGUAA
This is a messenger RNA of Podarcis raffonei (Aeolian wall lizard), 8800 nucleotides long. Its product is annotated as sodium channel protein type 1 subunit alpha. The transcript is spliced from 28 exons. Lineage: Eukaryota; Metazoa; Chordata; Lepidosauria; Squamata; Lacertidae. Gene Ontology annotation, cellular component: voltage-gated sodium channel complex; plasma membrane; axon. The coding region runs from base 577 to 6609 and encodes 2010 amino acids. The record is from RefSeq and is a predicted model, not a curated record. Gene Ontology annotation, molecular function: voltage-gated sodium channel activity. Gene Ontology annotation, biological process: sodium ion transmembrane transport; neuronal action potential; membrane depolarization during action potential.